Messenger RNA from Saimiri boliviensis boliviensis (Bolivian squirrel monkey), 2372 nucleotides. Lineage: Eukaryota; Metazoa; Chordata; Mammalia; Primates; Cebidae. The record is from RefSeq and is a predicted model, not a curated record.
GAGCGGAGGAGGAGACCCUGCGGCGCGCGGCGGCGACUCCGGGUGGCCCGGGGCCGAGCGGCGGCGCGGCUCUGGUUGGCUGAGCGCCGCGGGCCGCCCCCCGCCCCCCGCCACCCCCUCCCCGGCUCCCCUCCCCCGCCUCCCGCGGCGCCUGGCGUCGGGAAAGUACAGUGAAAAGUCCAAGCGCAGCCGCCCGGCUCAGGAUGGGAUCCGGCUCCUCCAGCUACCGGCCCAAGGCCAUCUACCUGGACAUCGAUGGACGCAUCCAGAAGGUGAUCUUCAGCAAGUACUGCAACUCCAGCGACAUCAUGGACCUGUUCUGCAUCGCCACCGGCCUGCCUCGGAACACGACCAUCUCCCUGCUGACCACUGACGACGCCAUGGUCUCCAUCGACCCCACCAUGCCCGCGAAUUCCGAACGCACUCCCUACAAAGUGAGACCUGUGGCCAUCAAGCAACUCUCUGCUGAUGCGAGGACAGGAGAACCACAAGCCCCGCGGCUGCCGAGAGGCCACUGAGGCACAGAUGGGCUGUGGGCCUGGAGCCGCGCCGGAGGGAAGGAGCAUUUGAAAGAGCCCAGGUCCAGAGAAGCCCGGGGCUGCUGCCAGGAAGGCCUCCAGAGAGAGAAGAAUUGAUCCAGAGCGUGCUGGCGCAGGUAGCAGAGCAGUUCUCAAGGGCAUUCAAAAUCAAUGAACUGAAAGCUGAAGUCGCAAAUCACUUGGCUGUGCUGGAGAAACGCGUGGAAUUGGAAGGACUAAAAGUGGUGGAGAUUGAGAAAUGCAAGAGUGACAUUAAGAAGAUGAGGGAGGAGCUGGCGGCCAGAAGCAGCAGGACCAGCUGCCUCUGUAAGUACAGUUUUUUGGAUAACAGCAAGAAGUUGACUCCUCGACGUGAUGUUCCCACUUACCCCAAGUACCUGCUCUCUCCAGAGACCGUCGAGGCCCUGCGGAAGCCAACCUUUGACGUCUGGCUUUGGGAGCCCAACGAGAUGCUGAGCUGCCUGGAGCACAUGUACCACGACCUCGGGCUGGUCAGGGACUUCAGCAUCAACCCCGUCACCCUCAGGAGGUGGCUGCUCUGUGUGCACGACAACUACAGAAACAACCCCUUCCACAACUUCCGGCACUGCUUCUGCGUGGCCCAGAUGAUGUACAGCAUGAUCUGGCUCUGCAGCCUCCAGGAGAAGUUUUCCCAAACGGAUAUCCUGAUCCUAAUGACAGCAGCCAUCUGCCACGAUCUGGACCACCCCGGCUACAACAACACGUACCAGAUCAACGCCCGCACAGAGCUGGCAGUUCGCUACAAUGACAUCUCGCCGCUGGAGAACCACCACUGUGCCGUGGCCUUCCAGAUCCUCGCCCAGCCUGAGUGCAACAUCUUCUCCAGCGUCCCCCUUGAUGGGUUCAAGCAGAUCCGACAGGGAAUGAUCACAUUAAUCUUGGCCACUGACAUGGCAAGGCAUGCAGAAAUCAUGGAUUCUUUCAAAGAGAAGAUGGAGAAUUUUGACUACAGCAAUGAGGAGCACAUGACCCUGCUGAAGAUGAUUUUGAUAAAAUGCUGUGAUAUCUCUAAUGAGGUCCGGCCAAUGGAAGUUGCAGAGCCUUGGGUGGACUGCUUAUUAGAGGAAUAUUUCAUGCAGAGCGACCGCGAGAAGUCAGAAGGCCUCCCCGUCGCCCCGUUCAUGGACCGAGACAAAGUGACCAAGGCUACAGCCCAGAUUGGGUUCAUCAAGUUCGUCCUGAUCCCAAUGUUUGAAACAGUGACCAAGCUCUUCCCCAUGGUUGAGGAAAUCAUGCUGCAGCCGCUUUGGGAAUCCCGAGAUCGCUACGAGGAACUGAAGCGGAUAGAUGACGCCAUGAAAGAGGUACAGAAGAAGACUGACAGCUUGACGUCUGGGGCCACUGAGCAGUCCAGAGAGAGAAGCAGAGAUGUGAAAAGCAGCGAAGGAGACUGUACCUGAGGAAAGCAGGGACCGUGGCCACAGUUCUGGACACGCUGGCGGAGCCACGCAGGCAGAGCCACGCAGGAUCCUUGCACAGGGAGGAGCUGCCUGGGGCACCUGGCACCACACGACCACGUUUUCUAAGAACCAUUUUGUUCACUGAUACAAAAAAAAAGGAAUUCAUGAUGCUGUACAGAAUUUUAUUUUUAAACUGUCUUUUAAAUAAUAUAUUCUUCUAUGGAAAGGGGUACUGGACAUUUUCUUUGGUAGAGUUGUGUACGAAGGCUGCUUCCGGUAAGUUCUCUCGUGGAGAUGAAGGACACUGUGCUUUUUCCCAGGUGCAUCCUAGAGCAAUUGACCAGUGUGACAUGGUGCGUACGUCCCUGUAAAUUCAGCAUUAAAUGUCAGAACGGUGCCCUGAGCGCAAGGA